Molecule: messenger RNA, 240 nt
Organism: Sphenostylis stenocarpa
Lineage: Eukaryota; Viridiplantae; Streptophyta; Magnoliopsida; Fabales; Fabaceae
Source: the annotation of a GenBank genome assembly
AUGGUUCUUCUAGGUUCUUCAACAGCAUCUCCACACAGAGGGUUAAGUGGUCGUGCCAUCACAUGUUGGAUGUUCAGCCAGGAAGAGAACGAGAGAAUAGAAACAAUGAAGGCUAAGAAUUGGAGUUUUCCAGCCAUGAUAGGAGAUGAAUUGUGCCAAUUGGGAAGCGAAAAGUGUUGGAGUGAACAACCAAAACUUUCUUCUUCCCAAAUUAUUGAUCCAGAGGAGUGUGAGGAAUAG